AUGGCUAACACGAUCAGGAUCCAGUGCCGCGCGUCCGACGAGCUCAGCCUCACCCUCGUCAACGGCGAGGUCAUCCUCACCAGAGCCGACCCACGCGACGACCGCCAGGUUUGGUACAAGAACGUGACGUACAGUGCGGGGCUCAAGGAUGAGGCCGGCCGUCCGGCAUUCGCGCUCGUCAACAAAGCCAUCGGCUACGCGCUGAAGCACUCGUUCGGUUACAAUCACCCCGUACGAGCCGUCAAGUUCGAGCCCUGUUACCUGGACGAGUCAGUCCUGUGGACUGAGAGUGAGAGCCACGACGUGCGCGUCGGCUUCCGGCGUAUCCACAUGAUCAACAACGCCGACUACAUCUUCGACGCCGAGGACCCCAAGUGCGACGGCGCGCGCGACGGCACGCGGCUCAUCCUGUUCCGGUGGCACGGCGGCGACAACCAGCUCUGGCGGAUGGCCCCGUGCACCGAGCAAGCGCCAGAUCACGGGCCACCCGUCCGCGUCGUCUGCCAGAGGGACAAGAACUUGUGCCUCACUGUCCGAGACGGCGCGGUCGAGCUCGCCCGCGUGGACCGUGAGGACCCCAAACAGCAAUGGAUCGUGAGCUUCCGGAACACCGGGCGAGUGACGGACGGGGAAGGACACCGGUCGUUUGCCCUCGUGAACAGGUCCACCGGGAAGGCGAUGAAGCGCUCCGGUGACAAAGAGCCGGUUGAACUCGUCGGCCACAGCCCGGACUCGGUGGACGUGGCGCUGCUCUGGACUCGUAGCGACGACCUCAGCGGGGGAUUCCACUGCCUUCGCACCGUCCGCGACGUUGAUCUCGUCCUUGACGCGGCGGAAGGCGUGCCCGGAUCCGGCAAGGCGCAAGACGGGACGCCAAUUACUGUGUUCCCUUGGAAUGGCGGAUCCAACAAGAAGUGGGCAAUGUUUCCUCUGCACUGACCAUGGCAGGGAUCUCAAAACAAGUUUAGACCUCAGUCGAGUGAUAGUGAAAUGAGUUUGCGUUUGGAAUAGUUGUUAGGAAUCUGGACAGCUUAAGGUCAAAAUGCAGAGGGGAUAGUUGUAUCAGCAUAACGUCAUUCGCUUUAAAAUAUAAGUCAAAUUUUAUCUGUUUA
Messenger RNA from Oryza brachyantha (malo sina), 1112 nucleotides. Its product is annotated as ricin B-like lectin R40G2. The coding region runs from base 1 to 939 and encodes 312 amino acids. The transcript is spliced from 5 exons. The record is from RefSeq and is a predicted model, not a curated record. NCBI's taxonomy places the organism in Eukaryota, Viridiplantae, Streptophyta, Magnoliopsida, Poales, Poaceae.